AGACAAAUUCAUGCUUCUUUUCCAGUUGUUGUUGAUGAGACUGGUGCUAGAUUUUCAGCUUUCAUAAAAUUGACACCUCUCCAAAAAGAUGGAAUUGUAAGAAUGAUAACCUCUUUACACAGUUUUCUAAAUCAUAACAAUGAAUUAUCUGAAGCUUUAUUUAAUAGUUUGGUUGCAUACAAAAAAACCAAAGAACAUAAGACAUAUAAUAAUACUGAGUAUAAUUAUAUUGUUAGUGAGGCCCAAUGGUUUUCCACUCAAUCUAUGCCACUAUCUGUGGCAACUAUAUGGUUCUUUAGAACAGUGACUAGCUUCGUGAAAAAUACAAAAAAUACAGAAGUAGGAGUGAUUUUGCUUGAAAGUGAUAUCCAAUACAAAGAAAUAGCAGUCGAACUACAACCUAAAAUAACCAAUGAUUCUAUUAUAAAUAGAGAAAGUGAAACUAAUAGUAGAGAGGACCAGAUACCUGAAAUAAACAAUAAUUCUAUUGUAAAUAGAAAAAGAGUAUCUGAAAAUAAUAGUAAAGAGAACCAGGUACCUAGAAUAAUUGAGAUAUCAAGUAAUGAAGAGGACAAAAUAUCUGAAAUAAUUGGAAUAUCAAGUGAUGAAGAAAACCAAACACCUGAAGAUAAACAGAUAUCCAAAAUAAUUGUGUUAUUAAGUAUUUUAAAAGAACAAACUUCUGAAAUAGCUAUAAUAAAUAGUUUUAGAAUAUAUUGA
Dentiscutata heterogama is the source of this 720-nucleotide messenger RNA. The record is from the annotation of a GenBank genome assembly. Lineage: Eukaryota; Fungi; Glomeromycota; Glomeromycetes; Diversisporales; Gigasporaceae.